AGAAAAUGCUCCGAGCUGGUCGCUCUAUCACCUUUGCCGGUAUGCACAGAAGGGAGCGCAUACUUGUCGACGUACUCUCCAUUCAACCCGAGGAGGGCACACAAGCUUUGAGAAAAGAGCACUCCCAAGACCAUAUGCCUCACGCAGGUAUUCAUCUUGAACAUUGGAACUCAGUUGGGGCGAUUUGGAAGGCAGCGAUUACUAUUCUGGUAUUGAGAUAUCUAUUCUUCGGAAGACGUGAGCUACUGCCAGCACCUCAGUCUUCAGAUUCACCUAUGAAAUUCGCUCAAGAGGAGCAGUACCUCCAAGGCACCAACGACUACCUCACUGCGGGCACAUAUUUCGAUGAUCCACUUUCGAGAAGCCCCUCUGCAUCGCCUAUUCAAUCACCUUACGCCCCUGCCGAGCCGCUAAACUUUGAUCUAUGGGACGCCCGCUACGACAUCCACGACGAAGCCUUUACCACUCUCACAUCUGUUUUGGCGACUCUCCAGCCUGACCUCGAUCCUAUUACCCUCCGAUGUGUACUUAUACCCGUCAUCAUAUUGGCGCUUGUCAGCCGUCCGGAUAGCAAGGAACGCGCCAUCUGUGUAGCCUACUUUGAACGACUGGACGUAUUUGUACAGCAUUCUUGUAAAAGCCGGGCCGACAGCGAGAAUAUGAAUUACUCGAUCCCUUGGGACAAGCUAGAUGCUUUUUCUGAAGUCGCCAAGAUGCAAGUAGAUCCUGAGAUGGAGUCUAUGAAAGGUAGUGCGCCUGAAUGGAACUGGUGGGACAUGCUCAAGCACAUUGAUUUGGACCUUUGGUGGCCCGUCACAGCUGGUCUCUCGCACCUCGAAAGCAGUCCCGAGUUCUGGACCUUUAAGCUCAUCGGUGGGGUUGCUAACGAGGAGAGCUUCAAGGUAUGGAUGCAGGACACAACUGCGUCCAGCUCUAUGCCUUCUGCCUGAUAAAACUCAGCAUUCAGAUUAUCCCUUAACAUCUAUCGAUAUAACGCCUCCACGAUCAGGUUGAUGUCCUGUCUAUGUCCACUAAAUCUCUCAAGAAAAGGACUUCACUACUUCCAACAACCUGCUUUCUCUCUCUAUGUUUUUUUCCUGGCAGGAGGCAUUAGCAUGGCGUUUGAUGGACUUC
Molecule: messenger RNA, 1134 nt
Organism: Paraphaeosphaeria sporulosa
Lineage: Eukaryota; Fungi; Ascomycota; Dothideomycetes; Pleosporales; Didymosphaeriaceae
Exons: 3
Coding region: 6-950 (314 amino acids)
Source: RefSeq, a predicted model, not a curated record